Molecule: messenger RNA, 3909 nt
Organism: Solea solea (common sole)
Lineage: Eukaryota; Metazoa; Chordata; Actinopteri; Pleuronectiformes; Soleidae
Exons: 8
Coding region: 55-2934 (959 amino acids)
Source: RefSeq, a predicted model, not a curated record
AAAGACCCUCAGACUCCUGCAGCAGCAGAGACAGAGACCAACCCUCUACCUCAGAUGUUCCACAUGGAAUCAAAGCCAGAUGAGACUAACGCACAGAUGGACAGUGGACCAGAGGUUUCUCGUCAUUCGUGCGAUUCAGAUGAAACUGUUCUGAAAGAAACCUGUGAUGAGGCUUCUCCAAACAACCAUUCCAGAGAGCAAUCAGAUGAUGAACUUCCACCUCUGAGACGCACAAAAAGCAUUAUGAUGGAUCGACUACAAGAUUUUGCUGGCUGUCUCUACGAUUCAAGUGAUGACAGCACAGAGGGCACUUUGAUUUCUAAGCCUGAAAGGGAUUCACAGAGGCUGAGAAGAAGCUCUCGCCAUCCUAUUCAGAUGCCUCUUGUGGAAUCAGAUAACUCUAACAUUGGCAGUGAAGAUGAGUACAUUCCAUGUCCCAAGGACGAAAGCACAGAAAGUGAUAGCAGUUUGGAAUUAACCCUGGAAAAUAAAAAAAGGAACAAAGGUGCAUCUAGUGAGAGCAGAAGAAAGUCUUCCAGUCGGAGCAAGUUUAAGCCCAGGGAGAGUGGAAGUGAGUCCUCCAAGCAGAAAAGAAGCAGGUCUUCCAGUCAGAGCCAGCUUGAUUUUAGCCAGAAGAGACCCUUUAAAACAGGUCAUGACCCCACACAAAUAUUUCCAAAUAGCAGAGUUGAUGGUAAUGAAAAGAAAAUAGUUGCAACAUAUUCUAAAAAGGAUGUGAGUGUUUCAAUGCCCCUGGAAGAAGAGCAGUCUAUGUAUGUCAAUCCAGUUUUAAAGAAGAUGGAUGGGUCUAGAAGCUACAACAAAAAACAUUUCUGCUUUUAUUGCAGAAAGUUUGUCCAGAAAAUGUCAAGGCACUUGUGGCGUAAACACCAAGAUGAAACAGAUGUUGCAAAAGCAUUCAGUUUGCCAAAGAACUCAAAAGAAAGGAAACUGCAGUUGGACUACAUACGAAAUAAGGGCAACUUUGAGCACAAUAGUGAGGUUUUGGAGACACAGAAAGGCAAACUCAUCCCAUGGAAGCAACCACAGAAAAAAUCUGAAGGACAGGAAUUUGCACAUUGUAUUCACUGCUAUGGUUUGUUCUCAAGAAGAGCAAUGUGGCGGCAUUUUCAGGUUUGCAACUUCAAACCCGAGAGUAGUAAACCCGGUAAAACUCGUGUUCUUUCUUUGUGUGCUUUCGCUGAACCUGCUCCACCUGGAUUUAAUGAUGCUUAUUGGAAGUUCUUAAGUGUUAUGAAUCAAGACAGGAUUGCAGUUGCUAUUAAAGAAGACCGCUGUAUUCUUGAAUAUGGUUACAGACUGUUCAGGAAGAACGAGAAGGUGGUCAGUCAACACCAGUAUAUUCGGCAAAAACUGAGAGAGCUUGGCAGGCUGUUAUUGAAAGCAAGACAAGUUACACAUGUGAAGACCAUCCAAGAACUCAUAAAACCUGAACAGUACAGUCAGGUGGUCACUACUGCAAAGAGCCUAUCUGGAUUCAGUGAGCAAACUGGCAAAUACCAAUGUCCGUCUCUUGCUCGCAAGGUUGGACACAGCUUGUAUUCUUUGGCCAUGUUUAUCAAGUCCGAAGGCCUGAAAAAGAAAGAUAAACAAGCUACUCAAGAUGCUGAGGAGUUUGCGCUGCUUUAUCAAGAAAGUUGGAGAUUUGACAUUGCAAGCCAAGCAUUAACUCAACUUGACCAGACCAAAUGGAAUGCUCCUCUACUGUUACCUUUCACACAAGAUAUUCAAAAGUUUCAUUGUCAUCUAGCUGAGAAACAGCAGCAACAUUUGAAUGAUCUGCAAAAACACCCAUCACCAUCAAACUGGAAGGAGCUUGCAAAAGUUACCCUCACACAAGUUGUACUGUUUAACCGGCGGAGAGGAGGGGAAGUGUCCAGGAUGCUUCUGUCUGCGUAUCUAUCAAAGGACACAUCAGACACACAUGGUGACGUUAGCUUGGCCCUUACACCGCUUGAACAGAAGCUGUGCAAACAUUUUGUAAGGAUUACAAUUGUAGGAAAGAGAGGAAGAAAGGUUCCAGUUCUUUUAACCCCAAUCAUGAGAGAGUCACUUGAUGCUCUGACUGAGAAGAGAGAAGAAUGUGGAGUGCUGUCUGAAAAUGGAUAUCUGUUUGCAUUACCUCACUCUGUCCAUUACAUAAGGGCUUGUGACUGCAUAAGGCAGUUUGUGAAAGAAUGUGAUCACCUUGAAAAUCCUAAAGCCUUAACAUCAACAAGACUAAGGAAACAUAUCGCCACCCUCUCUACUGUAUUGAACCUUAAGACCACAGAACUCGAUCAGUUGGCAGACUUCCUUGGCCAUAAUAUUGCUGUGCACCGAAAGCACUACCGCCUUCCGGAGGGCACCCUCCAGUUGGCCAAAAUCAGCAAAGUGCUUCUGGCAAUGGAACAGGGACGCCUAGGAGAAUACAAAGGAAAGAGCCUGGAUGAAAUUCAAGUUGACGUGAAUGAGACCAUUGGCAUAGAGGGGCCUUCAGAAGAGGACAUUGAAGGAGAACAGGGGUCAGAAGAUGAGGAGAGCAUGUCAUCCCUGAACAUCUGUACCUCAACAUCACAAGUCCAAAACCAGGGAGUGUCUCCAACGGAUGUCACUAUGCCAGGACAACAGGGGUCAGAAGAUGAGGUCAGCACGUCAUCCCUGCAAGAAUGUACCUCCACAUCGCAAGUCCAAAACCAGAGUGUGUCUGCAAGAAAGAGAGGUAAGCAAGCUCCUGUGAGACGUUGGACACCAGAGGAAAUUGCUGCAGUAGAAAAACAUCUGAAGAAGUUCAUUGUGAGGCAAGAUGUUCCAGGUAAAGCGGACUGUGAGCGCUGCAUUGCUUCAGAACCGCAAGCGCUACAAAAUAGAGACUGGAAAGCAGUCAAAUAUUUCAUCAAAAAUAGAAUAACUACCAUGAGAAGAAAAUUAUAAUGAAAGCAGUUCAACGAUCAGAGGUAUGGACACACAUUUUCAGUUUGGGUCCUAUACUUUGUUUAAAUGUUUUGAAAUGUACUGUAGUUUAAAGUAGCUGCUGUGGUUUUAGCAGUCAACAACACAUUAAACAAGUACAUGUUUGGCAAAGUCAAAUGUUUGAUUAUCUGGUUAACUUUGCAGUAAUGAUUGUUUUGUUUUCCUGUAAUCAUUAGUUGCAGCAUUAGAGUCUCAAUUUUGUCUCAAGCAUGUUUUAUGUUUUUUAUAUACGGACAAAAAAACUUAUUUUCGUUUUGUGUAAAAAGUAGUCAGAUGACUGACUUGUUCGCAAAAUAAAUACAUGUGCCUUCAGGAUAACUUGUUGAAAGCAUUUUAUUUUAUUGUUAGCAUAUAGCAUAUCUGUCUCAAGUCUUAUUAAGUGCUGGUGCUAACGAUCAUUAUUUGAUUACCAUGCUACUACCCUGUCUUCCUGUUGAUGUUGUAAGAUGAUAGCACAUGCAGUAGUUAAUGAGCUAACAAGGCAUCUAAAUUUGCACGUGUAAAGGGAAAUGAGAUGGAAUGAAGGAAGAAGAGUAUUUAAUUUUGAAAUAUAGAUCCUUAAUGCAGUCAGAGUCUAUGUGCAGUAGAAACCAUUAAUGGGCCCCAGAUAGUAACCUAACACCCCACAAAGAUAUAAAAACAAGAGAAGUGUAUGUGUGUGUGACACUGGACCUCACAAGUACUGUAUGUUAGAAACUGGGCCCACAAGUGACCAAAAAACUGGCAUGGAGACAAAAGUUUAGAAUCUUGGUACAUUGAAGUGAUUUUUGUGAUUGGGAUUUUUUUUUCAUCUUACCUGAUUUUUUACAGCAGUGUAGAACCACUGGAAAGGGUGGAUCCCAUAAAUGACCAAAGAACUGGUGGGCCCCCUGAGGGGCAAACACCAGUAUGUGUGUGUGUGUGUGUGUGUGUGUGUGUGUGUGUGUGUGUGUGUGU